CCGCCUGUCUCUCUCUCUCCCUAAGAGUAGGUGCGGCAGCAUAAACCCGGCCGGGCAGAAUACAACGAGGCGUGGUUCCACCCCCUCAAUUCGUGGCUCCGGGAAGGAUGGGCCAGCCUGCCUGCCUGCCCAAUUUCAGCCUAUUUAUAGCAGGGGUUUCCAAAGGCCCGUGAGCCACAUCUCUUGAGGUUGGAUGCGGACAUCCCUCCGGCGUGUGGAAGCCAUCAUCGCCAUGACUUUCGGGGAGCCGAGAAGCGCGCCGGGCGGCUGCAGCAGGUGCGGCCGCUGUUGCAAGAAACGCGAGGUCAAAGCCCUGCGCUGCCUGUGCGGGCUGGGUUUCCUGGGGAUGUUCCUUUUGGCUCUGCCGGUGCUGUACUUGAUACGAGCCAAAGUGACGGAAAAAGCCGAGGAGAUCCCAAUGGAAAGGAUGCCCGCUGCCCAAAAACAGCAUGGGAAUCCACUUUGCAACAACUGCGAUUCCGCAAUCCAGCCAAGCGUUCAUGCACGAGUCAAUUCUAACGUUUCCCGGAGCAAAUGUGUGAAUGGGAAUCCGGUCAGUUCAAACCUCCUUUGGGACAUUCAGUCCAAAGCGGGCGAGUUCCAACUGGAUGCGGAAAACAUUUCUUUCAUCAUCCCCAAAGACGGAAGAUACUUUGUUUACUCUCAAGUGACGUUUUCCUGCUAUCGGUGCAAUUGCGAAGGAAACAGCUGCUGCGGGAUGAAAACGAAGGGCCCCAAAAACGUGUGGCAGGAGAUCAAGUACGAAACUUUAGAGUACUCUGCACCUAAACCGACGGCCUUUCUUAUGUCCAUGAGUUCCAUCGAGACCCAAUCGCAUAAAUGCCUUUAUGUGGCAGGGGUCCGGUUGUUCAAGAAAGGCGACAAGGUUAUGGUGAAUGUUUCCAACCCUGCGCUGGUAGAGCCAGAAACGCAUUUCACCUUUUUUGGCGCCUAUUUCGUUGGCUAAAGACGGGAAAGAAUCCAUCAACUGCCUAGCAUUAUCGUCAGGGUUGGAUGGGAGUCGGUGGGUGGGUUUUGCUAAGCUAGGCGCCGCUGGAAACAAAGGAAAAAAAAAUUGAAAGGAAACUCAGGGCUAAGAUGGCUUCCCCAAACGUCCCAAACGUGUCGCUGGAGAUCUCCCUCACUUCUGCUUCCGAAGGAGAGCAGAGAAAGUUGAGAGGUCCCUGCGGGUAGUCCUCGACUUACAACAGUGCGUUUAGUGACCGUUCAAAGCUACAACGGUUCUGGGGGGGUGGGGGAAAGUGUCUUAUGGGUCCAUUUUUCACACUUACAACCGGUGCGGCAUGCCCAUGGCCGUGCGAUCAAAAUUCAGACUCUUGCCAACGGAUCCAUGUUUAUGACGGUUGCGCUAUCCUGGAGUUGUGUGAUCCCCUUUUGGUUGACCCGUCCUCCCAUCCUUCCGAAGUCAGUAAAACGAAGACCCAGAUUGUUGGGGUGGGCAGGCAGUAGAAUGACUCUGUAAACCACUUAGAGAGGGCUGUAAAGCUUCCUUCCUUCCUUCUUCCCUUUCAUCUUUGUCCUUCCUUCCUUCCUUCCUUCCUUCCUUCCUUCCUUCCUUCCAUCUUUUUCCUUCCUUUCUUCCUUCCUUCCUUCCAUCUUUUUCCUUCCUUCCUUCCUUCCUUCCUUCCAUCUUUUUCCUUCCUUUCCUCUUUCCUUCCUUCCUUCCAUCUUUUUCCUUCCUUUCUUCCUUCCUUCCUUCCAUCUUUUUCCUUCCUUUCCUCUUUUCUUCCUCCCUUCCAUCUUUUUCCUUCCUUUCUUCUUUCCUUCCUUCCUUCUAUCUUUUUCUUUCCUUUCUUCCUUCCUUCGAAGCAAUAUAUAAGUCUGAGUGCUAUUGCUACUGUUCUUCCUUUUCUCCUUCCUUCCUGCCUUCCUGCCUGCCUGCAAAAUGAUAUAUGUCUAAGUGCUAUUGCUAUUGCCCUUCCUUCCUUUCUUCCUUCCUUCCUUUCUUCCUUCCUUUCUUCUUUCCUUCCUUCCUUCCUUCCUUCCUGUGAAGUGGUAUAUAAGUCUAAGUGCUAUUGCUACUGCUCUUCCUUUUCUCCUUCCUUCCUUCCUGCCUGCCUAAAUGCAAAGCGAUAUAUACAUCUAAGGGCUAUUGCUAUUGGUCUUCCUUCCUUCCUUCCUUCCUUCCUUCCUUCCUUCCUUCCUUCCUUCCUUCCUUCCUUCCUUCCUUCGAAGCAAUAUAUAAGUCUGAGUGCUAUUGCUACUGUUCUUCCUUUUCUCCUUCCUUCCUGCCUUCCUGCCUGCUUGCAAAAUGAUAUAUGUCUAAGUGCUAUUGCUAUUGCCCUUCCUUCCUUUCUUCCUUCCUUCCUUUCUUCCUUCCUUUCUUCUUUCCUUCCUUCCUUCCUUCCUUCCUGUGAAGUGGUAUAUAAGUCUAAGUGCUAUUGCUACUGCUCUUCCUUUUCUCCUUCCUUCCUUCCUGCCUGCCUAAAUGCAAAGCGAUAUAUACAUCUAAGGGCUAUUGCUAUUGGUCUUCCUUCCUUCCUUCCUUCCUUCCUUCCUCCCUCCCUCCCUCCCUUCCAAGCAAUAUAUAAAUCUAAGGGCUAUGGCUAUUUCUAUUUUGCGACUUUCGGACGAGGGAAGUCAAUGGAGAAGCCGGAUUCCCCUUUACAGCUGUGCUCCUAACUAAACAACUGCAGCUGAUUCACUUAACAACGGAGGCAAGAAAGGGGGAGAAAUGGGGACAAAACUCACCUAAGCACCGUCUUGGCUUAGCGACAGAAAUGUUGGGCUCAACUGUGGUCGUAAGUCGAGGACUAUCUGUGCUUUAUAGAAAAGGAAGCUUCUUCAAUUUGGUGUCCUCACCCCCGUAAGUCUAAGCACUUCAUAAGCCAAAGCACAUGUGUAUCUCAUGUCAAUGCAAGUAUAGAGUUAGAAAGUUUGUCCUAGCCAUAGCGUAGAUGGCCGCAGGAAGUUCAACUGAGAGAGGUCCCUUACUCUCCUGCUUCCAAGCUUGGAAUUCCAUUUUUUUUUUUUUUAACAAUUUACAAAUUCCAAGUAAACAUUGGAAUUUAAGAGGGACCACUAGAAAUGCAACUCGGAGUGACUUCAAGGAGGGAUACUUGAGUGCCCCUGGGGGACAGAUUUCAUGGCACGCCUUAUUUACAGAAGGACCAGGGGAGACACAAUAGCAGCCUUCCAGUAUCUCAGGGGCUGCCCCAAAGAAGAGGGAGUCAAGCUAUUCUCCAAAGCACCUGAAGGCAGGACAAGAAGCGAUGGGUGGAAACUAAUCAAGGAGAGAAGAAACUUAGAACUAAGGAGAAAUUUCCUGAAAGUGAGGACAAUUAAUCAGUGGAACAACUUGCCUCCAGAAGUUGUGAAUGCUCCAACACUGGAAGUUUUUAAGAAGAGGUUGGAUAACCAUUUGCCUGAAGUGGUGUAGGGAUUCCUGCCUAAGCAGGGGGUUGGACUAGAUGACCUCUAACUUCCAACUCUGGUAUUCUAAAUUUUGUUUACCAAAAAGAAUUUGCCCUUGCUCACAUAUGAUGUGCUUCUUAGGAAGCUCCUGCUUUGAUCUCCCCUAUCGUGUCUAAAUUAGGAGUCCUGUGGAUAAAUGUUAUGCUUGUUAGUUUCGAAGGGGUGCUAACUCUACAAUCCCCUACUUGGCCAAAUGUUUUCCUCAAGUCCUACCAUUGUGCAGAACAUUUCACUAGAUGCGUCAUUUUUAAUUUACUAUUUAUUUAUUUUUUGCUCAACAAGACACCUUAACCCAGAAUUACCACCUUGGGACACAAGCUGAUCUGGAAUUAUUAUGUGAAGUACAACUGGUUUUUGCUUUUAUUGUGUUUGCUUUUUGUUGUCUAUUGUUGACCAAGUUAGGAGACACAUUAUCGUGGACUACGUGCCUUCAAAUCAUUGUCAAUCCUAUCUAGAAAGAGUGCAGAGAAGGGCAACAAAGAUGAUUAGGGGACUGGAGGCUGAAACAUAUGAAGAAUGGUUGCAGGAACUGGGCAUGUCUAGUUUAAUGAAAAGAAGGACUAGGGGAGACAGGAUAGCUGUCUUCCAGUAUCUCGGGGGCUGCCCCAAAGAAGAAGGAGUCAAGCUAUUCCCCAAAGCACCUGAGGGCAGGACAAGAAGCAAUGGGUGAAAACUCAUCAAGGAGAGAAGCAACCUAGAACUAAGGAGAAAUUUCCUGGCAGUGAGAACAAUUAAUCAGUGGAACAACUUGCCACCAGAAGUUGUAAAUGCCCCAACACUGGAAGUUUUUAAGAAGAUGUUGAACAACCUUUUGUCUGAAAUGGUAGAGGGUUUCUUGCCUGGGCAGGGGGUUGGACUAGAAGACCUCCAAGGUGCCUUCCAUCUAUUCUAUUCUAUUCUAUUCUAUUCUAUUUUAUUCUAUUUUAUUCUAUUCCACAUUCUAUUCCACAUUCUAUUCUAUUCUAUUCUAUUCUAUUCUAUUCUAUUCUAUUCUAUUCUAUUCUAUUCCAUUCCAUUCCAUUCCAUUCCAUUCC
Molecule: messenger RNA, 4469 nt
Organism: Ahaetulla prasina
Lineage: Eukaryota; Metazoa; Chordata; Lepidosauria; Squamata; Colubridae
Gene: TNFSF15
Product: TNF superfamily member 15
Exons: 4
Coding region: 194-967 (257 amino acids)
Biological process (GO): immune response
Cellular component (GO): membrane
Molecular function (GO): tumor necrosis factor receptor binding
Source: RefSeq, a predicted model, not a curated record